Molecule: messenger RNA, 3585 nt
Organism: Coniosporium apollinis CBS 100218
Lineage: Eukaryota; Fungi; Ascomycota; Dothideomycetes
Exons: 1
Coding region: 1-3585 (1194 amino acids)
Source: RefSeq, a predicted model, not a curated record
AUGACUGCUUGUCAAGAUCCUUCCUGGGACCGGAGAACCGUCGAGAUUGCCGGCAACGUCUACAACUGCGAAAGCUACAGCUUCCACGAUGAUCCACGAAUUAAGGGCUGGACGAAGAUAACUCAUAACGAGGUUUUGGUCGCCAUCGAUGAAUUCUUCUUAGAGUCUCCCGGCUACGAAGUUCAGAUCCAAGGCCAACCGCAGGCCAAGAAGGAACCGGACGAAGCGUCGCGCGGUCAUUUUCACCAAAGCCUUUCACGUGUACCCACCCUCGGUGAAGAGAACUCAGCUGAGUCUCUCCUUCACGUAUCAGAAGAUCUGCCGCCGUCUCCCGCUAGAACUACAGAGGCGUCCAAGCAAAGCCCACCCGUAGUAGAGUGUACUGAAGAGGGCAGCCUUCCGACAGCCUUUGGAGGCUACGAUGGCGACCCGCCGAUUUCAACUCCGCAACUGACUUCUGAGAGCUCAGCCGCUGCGAAUAGUCCUCAAGAGUCUGACGAGGAAACCUACCAAGCUGACCAAGAUACGCUGAUGCAAGACUUUACCAUCGAUCAGUACGUGCUCAGUGAAACGCUCGCUGCAGAGGAGUCGGUCCCCAGCUCAGACGCAAAUGCCAGCAUUGAAGACAUCUACGAAUAUCCGCUUGUGACAUCCUCCAUUCAGACACCACAAUCAGCGCUCCCCCCGGAGGAGUCUGGAGCUAUUAUUGACUUAGGCAUAUCAAAUCUCUUCGCACCAGAUCACGGGAUCGGCGUCCAAACACCACCGCCGGAAGCUGUGCAGCCUGCAUCUAACGCGCCGGAUGACUCUCUAAUGGAGCCGGAAGCUCCACAGACACCUCGCGGCUCGAUAUUCGACAACGACGCCUUGACGCCCUGCACACCACGCACAUCUAGAUCCUCCCAGUCGAAGGUUGAGCAGAACGCGGCACUCGAGUUGAGCAGUGAACCGCUCAGAUGGCGUGGCUUCGAUAUCCAUGCAGACGCUGUAGCAGUUAUGGCAGUUGGCCAAAAGUCUUCCGAACAGCUAGUCCGUAAGGCGUUCGAAAACGAUUCUGUUCGGUCACCUGAGAACCAUGAACUGGCCCACGAUGCGACGCAAUCACGUUCUCCCACAGUUAUGGAGGAGCUCCAUUCCUUCGAGCGCGUCCUGAAGCCACCGACAUUCAACGAGAUUCCCGCGCUUAGGCGAAGUCCCAAUCCUUCACCGGAAAAGAGCACCAUACCUGUGUCGAUGUCGAGGCUACAUAGCCCAGAGGAUAUCUGCAGAGGUGGUGGAAGACCGCGGAAAGACGGGUCGAUCAACGUGAGAUCUCCCAAUUUUCCAUCGGUACGGAAAGCUCCAGAGCGAUACUUGCACGGGCAAUACCCGACGAAGGUGUAUAAAGCGGCGGCAGAGUCUAAUGAUCUCGGAAAUAUGAUGGAUACUGAUGGGGCCGGCGGAGGGGACACGCCAAACUACCAGGACGUCAGCAACGAGCCGACCGACCUGUUGUCGCUGCGAUCUUACGAGGGCACUAAGCUGGUGAACGAAAUCACAGAUACCUCACUCCUCUUCCCGGAGCAGGCCAACGCGAAAGUCAUCAAAGGCCGUAACAAUCAUGUAGAAGGGACCGAAGACCCGAAGAAGCUGAUGCAGCAAGAAGCUGACCCAUCACAAGAGGAACUCAAAUUAGCAGAUGCGUUGGACUACGGCAGUCCAGCUGCUCGAAGGCCGUUUACUUCCGCCCAGUACAAUUCUCAGAGCCAAAUCGGACCGCAGAUUCAACAGGCAUACCAUCCUUUGCGCUCUCAUCCUCCUAUUGCCUUCUCUCCAGUACCUGUUGUGCCUUCUCAGAGACAUUCGGUAGGUCACCAUGGCUAUAACGCCACAAUGAGCGAAGGGCAUGGUGUGAGUGUAGCAAGGCCGCCGGCUCUCUAUCCCGUUACAGGGCCCGCACCGAAUCCGGUUGCUACAGCCGCACUCUGGUCUGAUGAAAAUCCGGAUCCCGUUCAAAUACGUGAACUGAUGCAGUUGCUGGCUUCUUACAGCCAGUCAACAGCUGGUGUUGUUUUGGGUGCGGCGCCCCCUCCACCUCCACCGCACUUGCCCUGGUACAGCUCAAACUAUCUGGGUCCUACCCAGCAAGCUGGACAGCCAGAUAUUCGAACCUCCGCGCAAGGCUAUAGAGAUGGUUGGCUACCGGAACUACAUUGGCAACAGGUUCAUCAAACAUGGCGUCAUCCCGUCAAUGCAUCUGACGGCUCACAAGUACAUCCGCUUCUACCUCUCUCGUUCAGUUCGCCUGUCGCACCGACAGUCUCGCCGAUCACCCCUUAUGUCGCAACUGCUCCGUUUUCAGACUUGCCAAUCGCUCAACCGGGGCCACUGGCUAUUGGCGCCGCGACUCCGCAGCCACAUAUGGGAUCUGAUCUACCGAUGCAAUGUACGCAGCUACUCAAGACAUUUUUUCCAUCAAUUUUACACUCUCUUACACCCGAUGCGCGAACGAAGCGCAGGGCAAGUUCACCAGCCGGACCGCAGUCUACCCCGAAAACCCGUGCGGCCCCUGGCAAUCGCACGGGAGUACUGUACUCUACAGGAACGCUACAGGCUGCUGUAUCUGAAAAAAUUCGCUAUGCUACUGGCACUUCGUCUUCGCCUUCGCAUAUCAGGCCACGGACAUCUGAUGAAGAAGUGUUCUACGACGCAGAUGAGAGCCCUUUGAGUGGCACAAAGGCUGUGGCUCCAGCGUUUGAGCCACCGACGAGCAAGCAGGCUGAUAAGGAGCCCGCAGUUAGGGACGAUGAUGUCGAGCGUAAUAGGGAAGAACGAAAGAGCGCUUCGGGUGAAGUAGGGAACCUAUCAGUAUCGAGCCCUCUUUCUGACGUCCCGUCGAGUAUCGAGAAGACAAGCAUCCGCAGUGCCAUCACGGACGCCAUUGACUCCCUCUCCUCAGCCGUCGAAAACACUCAACCAAGCGCCGAGAAGUUACCGCAGACAACUUCCGCUCGAGGCCGUGGCAGCGGGCACGGACGGGGCAGGGUAACGAAGCCAACCACAGCUGCAGGAGCUGCCCGCAACCAGGCUGGCCGCGGUAGGGGUUCGGAUACGGCGACGCCCUCAGCCGGCCGCAAAGUACCGCCAGACCUGCCUGCCGUAGCAACCACUCCACCGUCCCGGGCCAGAUCGGGUGUACUCUCGCCCGCUCAAGUCAAUAGCGGAGCAUCGCAGAGGAGGGGCUGGGAGACGAGGCGCGCGAAUGCUAUGAGGAAGAAGGCUCGGGUUACUGUCAGGGGUGAGGGGACUCCAGCUGCUCUUCAAGAGUCUGGCGUGGAAGCGGAAGCGGAGGCGGAGGCGGACGUCGAAGCGGGCGAAGCGGGCGAAGUGCAGUCGGGGAUUCAGACAAAACCGAAAGGGAUAGGUGGGAAGAAGGGUACAGCUACUUCCAAGUCAGCUAGGGCGAAGGGAAAGAAGUCUGGCGCCGAUGCAGAUCACGAUGAGAGCGUCGCCGAGCCUGCAAAGCAGAAACCGAGGCGGAGUGUUAGGCAGAGUGCUAGGCUUAUUGAGGGGCCGGGUCUGGCAGAGGGUAAUCCUGGUGCAUGA